Messenger RNA from Oncorhynchus masou masou (cherry salmon), 3866 nucleotides. RefSeq names its product leucine rich repeat and Ig domain containing 1a (gene lingo1a). Gene Ontology annotation, molecular function: epidermal growth factor receptor binding. NCBI's taxonomy places the organism in Eukaryota, Metazoa, Chordata, Actinopteri, Salmoniformes, Salmonidae. Gene Ontology annotation, cellular component: extracellular matrix. The record is from RefSeq and is a predicted model, not a curated record.
GGGGAGACAGAGCCAACCUCACACCAGCAGCCUUCUGCCCUCCUCGCAGUGACAAGUUCCCAGUUGGAAUCAACAGGCCAGCAUUUACUGCCUGUAACCGAUAGGAUGGGGGCCAGGGAAGCGAGUGGGCACAGCUACCUGGUGGCUUGCUGGCAGCCCAUUCUGAUUCUGAUGCUGGGCACCGUACUGUCCGGUUCCACCACAGGUUGCCCGUCCCGCUGCGAGUGCAAUGCCCAGGAGCGCUCAGUCAUAUGCCACCGCAAGAAGCUUAUGUCCGUCCCUGAGGGCAUCCCCACAGAAACGCGGCUGCUGGACCUCAGCAAGAACCGCAUCAAGACCAUCAACAUGGAUGAGUUCGCAACCUACCCCAACCUGGAGGAGCUGGAGCUCAACGAAAACACCAUCUCCGCUAUUGAGCCCGGCGCCUUCAACAACCUGUACGGCCUCCGGACAUUGGGGCUGCGCAGCAACAAGCUCAAACUCAUCCAGCUGGGUGUGUUCACGGGCCUCAGCAACCUCACCCAGUUGGACAUCAGUGAGAACAAGAUAGUCAUCCUGCUGGACUAUAUGUUCCAAGACCUGUACAACCUGCGCUCCAUGGAGGUGGGCGACAAUGACUUGGUAUUCAUCUCCCACCGGGCCUUCCAUGGUCUCAGCAGCCUGGAGCAGCUGACUUUGGAAAAGUGCAACCUGACCUCGGUGCCCACCGAGGCCUUCACCCACCUUCACAGUUUGAUCUUUCUCAGGCUGCGCCACCUCAACAUCUAUGUUAUUAAGGAUUACUCCUUCAAAAGACUGUACCGGCUGAAAGUGCUGGAGAUCGCCAACUGGCCCUACCUGGACACCAUGACCUCCAAUUGCCUCUAUGGACUGAACCUCACCUCGCUGACCAUCACCAAUGGCAACCUGACCUCCAUCCCAUACGUGGCUCUCCGGCACUUGGUCUACCUACGGUUUCUGAAUCUGUCCUAUAAUCCCAUCCACACCAUUGAGGGGAAUAAGCUCCAUGACCUUCUGAGGCUCCAGGAGUUUCACCUGGUUGGGGGCAGGCUGGCUAUGAUCGAGCCCUACUCGUUCCGGGGCCUAAACUAUCUGAAGAUCUUCAAUGUGUCUGGCAAUGCCUUGAGCACCUUGGAGGAGUCUGCGUUCCACUCGGUAGGCAACCUGGAGACUCUGGCGCUUUACGAUAACCCCUUGGCAUGUGACUGCCGGCUGCUGUGGGUGUUCCGGAGACGCUGGAGGCUCAACUUCAACCGGCAGCAACCCACCUGCGCUUCACCUGAGUUCGUACAGGGAAAAGAGUUUAAAGAUUUCCCGGACGUCCUGCAGCCCAACUACUUCACGUGUCGCAAGUCCAGGAUCCGGGACCGCAAGGCACAGCAGAAAUUUGUGGACGAGGGAACUACUGUUCAUUUUGUAUGCCAGGCGGACGGUGAUCCCGCCCCAGUCAUCAUGUGGCUCUCACCCCAGAAGCAGUUCAUCACGACCAAAACCAUCGGACGACUCACAGUUUUCCCAGAUGGCACGCUUGAGGUGCGCUACGCACAGAUUCAGGAUAAUGGAACGUAUGUGUGUAUAGCCAGCAACGCCGGUGGCAAUGACACAUCUCUCGCCCACCUGCACGUCCACAGCUACUCUCCAGACUGGCCUCACCAACCCAACAAGACCUUUGCAUUCAUCUCCAACCAGCCCAAUGAGAAUGGUGGCAAUGGGACGAACCAACGUCCCGUUCCCUUCGACAUCAAGACCUUAAUCAUCGCCACCACUAUGGGUUUCAUAUCUUUCCUUGGUGUCGUCCUGUUUUGUCUGGUGCUACUCUUUCUAUGGAGUAGAGGUAAAGGGGCCACAAAGCACAACAUAGAGAUUGAGUAUGUGCCACGCAAGUCAGACGCUGGGAUGAGCAGCAACAACGCAGACGCCCCUCGCAAGUUUAACAUGAAAAUGAUUUAACGGGACCAAGGGAGCAAACAGACUCUACACUUGAAAUUGUAAAAAAAAAAAAAAAAACGUCAAAUCCUCCCUUACAAAUCUGUGGAUCCUGGGAUGUAAUCAUGAAGUAAUCUGUUUUCCCUGACUUAACUGUUGGAGAUGGAGAGAGAAGUUCCUUGCUUUCGUAAUAUGUUGAGUAUAUGAGGGGGAUGAUAGCAAAGCAGACGCUAAACAGCGUUGGCAAUUUCUGCAAGGCCUUUAGGUACGUUUGUUCGAAAGCUAAUUUUGUUGUGUGCGAUUCAUAUUCUUGUGGAUUUAUAUUGGGAAGAAAUUAUAGAAAAAAAAGAGAUGAACCCUUCUCUAUGUAUGUAAUAACCUGCCUUCACUGUCCUUUUGCCUGUGUUCUUAGUUUAUAGAUUUUUUACAGAAAUUGAAAUAUUUGUUUACCAAAAUGUUAAGAGUAGAUUGUAUGGGUUGAUGAGCACAUUUAAACAAUCCCUUCUGGUACUUUGUCAGUCAGAAUAUACAGUACCAGUCAAAGGUUUGGACACACCUACUCAUUCAAGGGUCUUUCUUUAUUUUUACUAUUUUCUACGUUGCAGAGUAAUAAUGAAGACAUCAAACCUAUGAAAUAACACAUAUGGAAUCAUGUAGUAACCAAAAAAGUGUUAAACAAACCAAAAUAGAUUUUAGAUUUUAGAUUCUUCAAAGUAGCCACCCUUUGCCUUAAUGACAGCGUUCCACACUAUUUUCAUUCUCUCAACCAGCGUCACCUGGAAUACUUUUCCAUCAGUCUUAAAGGAGUUCCACAUAUGCAGAGCACUUGUUGGCUGCUUUUCCUUCACUCUGCUGUACAACUCAUCCCAAACCAUCUCAAUUGAGUUAUGGUUGGGUGAUUGUGGAGACCAGGUCAUCUUGAUGCAGCAUUCCAUCACUCUCCUUCUUGGUUAAAUAGCCCUUACACAGCCUGGAAGUGUUUUGGGUCAUUGUCCUGUUGAAAAACAAAUGAUAGUCCCACAAAGCACAUACCAGACGGGAUGGCGUAUCACUGCCGAAUGCUGUGGUAGCCAUGCUGGUUAAGUGUAAAUAAAUCAAUGACAGUGUCACCAGCAAAGCACCCCAAUACCAUCACAACUCCUCCAUGCUUCACGGUGGGAAUCACACAUGCAGAGAUCAUCCGUUCACCUACUCUGCGUCUCACAAAGACAUGGCUGUUGGAACCAAAAAUCUCCAAUUUGGACUCAGAGCAAAGGACAGAUUUGCACCGGUCUAAUGUCCAUUACUCAUGUUUCUUGGCUCAAGCAUGCCUCUUCUUAUUAUUGGUGUUCUUUAGUAGUGGUUUCUUUGCAGCAAUUCGACCAUGAAGGCCUGAUUCUCUUCAUCUCUUCUGAACAGUUGAUGUUGAGAUGUGUCUGUUACUUGAACUCUGUGAAGCUUUUAUUUGGGCUGCAAUUUCUGAGGCUGGUAACUCUAAUGAAGUUAUCCUCUGCUGCAGAGGUAACUCUGGGUCUUCCUUUCUUGUGGCGGUCCUCAUGCAAGCCAAAGUUCUAGAAAUUUUCAAGGUUGACUGACCUUCAUGUCUUAAAGUAAUGAUGGACUGUUGUUUCUUUGCUUAUUUGAGCUGUUCUUAUCAUAAUAUGGACUUGGUCUUUUACCUAAUAUGGCUAUCUUCUGUAUACCACCCCUACCUUGUCACAACAGAACUGUUUGGCUCAAACACAUUAAGAAGGAAAGAAAUUCCACAAAUGACCUUUAACAAGGCACACCUGUUUAUUGAAAUGCAUUCCAGGUGACUACCUCAUGAAGCUGGUUGAGAGAAUGCCAAGAGUAUGCAAAGGUUUCUUCAAGGCAAAGGGUGGCUGCUUUGAAGAAUCUCAAAUAUAAAAUAAUUUUGAUUUGUUUAACACUUUUUCUGGUUACUACAUAGUUUUGAUGUC